GUUAAGAUAUGUCCGAAUUUUGAAAAUUUUGUAAAGGAUAAGGAACUGUACGACCAUAGCCAGUUAGGGGAAAAUACCACGGUAGACCAAAAAGUCAGCGUUAGCUAAGUGAAAUAGCGAAUUCAGUUGUUUUAAAUUAUUUUAAGAUUGGUAAUUAACGUUGAGGUUAGCAAUCUUUUUAGAGAAUGGCAGCUACAGACGGACCAUUUAAGAGCCUGUUUGAGAACAAGGCCAUCAGCAAACCCAAGAAGGAUGACAAGCGUAUGUCGGUGGAGCGGAUCUACCAGAAGAAGACUCAGCUGGAGCACAUUCUGCUCCGGCCGGACACGUACGUCGGCUCCGUGGAGCCACUCACACAGCAAAUGUGGGUGUUUGACGAGUUGGAUGGGAUGAACUGCAGAGAUAUCACCUAUGUCCCUGGCCUCUACAAGAUCUUUGAUGAGAUCCUGGUAAAUGCUGCUGAUAACAAGCAGAGAGACAAGACCAUGAACUGCAUCAAGAUCACCAUCGACUCUGAGAACAACAGCAUCAGCGUCUGGAACAAUGGCAAGGGCAUCCCCGUGGUGGAGCACAAGGUGGAGAAGGUCUACGUGCCCGCCCUCAUCUUCGGACAGCUCCUCACCUCCAGUAACUAUGACGACGACCAGAAGAAGGUCACAGGUGGUCGUAACGGAUUCGGAGCAAAGCUCUGCAACAUCUUCAGCACCAAGUUCACCGUGGAAACUGCCUGCAGGGAGUCCAAGCAGUCCUUCAAGCAGACCUGGUCCAAUAACAUGGGUCGAGCAGGAGAGUCCAAGAUCAAGCCGUUUGACGGCGACGACUUCACCUGCAUCACGUUCCAGCCGGACCUGUCCAAGUUUAAGAUGCAGGCUCUGGACCGGGACACCGUGGCUCUCAUGACCCGCCGGGCCUAUGACAUCGCUGGGGCCAGCAAGGGAGUCAAGGUGUUCCUCAACGGCAAAAAGCUCCCGGUGACGGGCUUCCGCAACUAUGUGGAUCUGUACCUGAAGGACCGCACAGACGAGACGGGCGCUCCACUCACCGUGGUGCACGAGGUGGUCAACGACCGCUGGGAGGUCUGCCUCACCAUGAGUGAGAAGGGCUUCCAGCAAGUCAGCUUUGUCAACAGCAUCGCCACCACCAAGGGUGGAAGGCACACGGACCAUGUGGCCGACCAGGUGGUGUCCAAACUCAUCGAGGUGGUGAAGAAGAGGAACAAGGCUGGAGUGGCCGUCAAGCCCUUCCAGGUGAAGAACCACAUCUGGCUGUUUGUGAACUGUCUGAUUGAGAACCCGAGCUUUGACUCUCAGACCAAAGAGAACAUGACUCUGCAGCAGAAGAGCUUUGGUUCCACCUGUACCCUCGGUGAUAAGUUCAUCAAGCAGGCGACUAACUGUGGUAUCGUGGACAGUGUGAUGAACUGGGUGAAGUUUAAGGCCCAGACGCAGCUCAAUAAGAAGUGCUCUGCCGUCAAGCACACCAAGAUCAAGGGGGUGCCCAAGCUGGACGACGCCAACGACGCAGGUGGGAAGAACUCCAACGGCUGCACGCUCAUCCUGACUGAGGGAGACUCGGCCAAGACUUUGGCCGUGUCUGGACUGGGCGUGGUCGGCCGAGAUCGCUACGGAGUCUUCCCCCUCCGCGGAAAGAUGCUCAAUGUCCGGGAGGCCACACACAAACAGAUCAUGGAAAACGCUGAGAUCAACAACGUCAUCAAGAUCCUAGGUCUGCAGUACAAGAAGAACUACACUGAUCCGGAGUCGCUCAAGACUCUGCGCUACGGCAAGCUCAUGAUCAUGACAGAUCAGGAUCAGGAUGGAUCUCACAUUAAGGGUCUUCUCAUUAACUUCAUCCACACCAACUGGCCCUCUCUGCUGCGCCACAGCUUCCUGGAGGAGUUCAUCACGCCCAUCAUCAAGGUGACCAACAAGAAGCAGGAGCUGUCCUUCUACAGCAUCCCAGAGUUUGACGCGUGGAAGAACAAGCAGGCCAGCAUCAAGUCCUGGAAGGUCAAAUACUACAAAGGUUUGGGUACCAGCACAUCGAAGGAGGCUAAGGAGUAUUUCUCCGACAUGGCCCGCCAUCGCAUCCCAUUCAAAUACAGCGGCCCGCAAGACGACGAGGCCAUCACCCUAGCCUUUAGUAAGAAGAAGUGUGAUGAGCGGAAGGAGUGGCUCACCAGCUUCAUGGUCAACCGACGCCAACGCAGAGAACACAACCUGCCAGAGGACUACCUGUACGGCCAAAACACCGCCUCGCUGUCCUACCACGAAUUUGUCAACAAGGAGCUGGUGCUCUUCUCCAACUCCGAUAACGAGCGCUCCCUCCCCUGCAUGGUGGACGGUCAGAAGCCGGGGCAGAGGAAGGUGCUGUUUGCCUGCUUUAAGAGGAAUGAUAAGAGGGAGGUGAAGGUGGCACAGCUGGCCGGCUCCGUGGCCGAGAUGUCAGCCUAUCACCAUGGUGAGGUGUCUCUAAUGAUGACCAUCGUGGGUUUGGCUCAGAACUUUGUGGGCAGCAACAACCUGAACCUGCUGCAGCCUCAGGGCCAGUUUGGGACACGUCUGCACGGAGGCAAGGACUCCGCCAGCCCCCGAUACAUCUUCACCAUGCUCAGCCCUCUGGCUCGCUUGGUGUUCCCCCCGAUGGACGAUAACCUGCUGAAGUACAACUAUGACGAUAACACGCGUGUGGAGCCGGAGUGGUACAUCCCCAUCCUGCCCCUGGUGCUGGUCAACGGCGCCGACGGCAUCGGCACCGGCUGGGCCUGCAAGAUCCCCAACUAUGACGUGCGCGAGAUCGUCAACAACCUGCACCGCAUGCUGAACGGAGAAGAGCCACUGCACAUGGUCCCCAACUAUAAGGCCUUUAAGGGAACCAUCAUGGAGGUGGCGACCAACCAGUACAUCAACAGCGGAGAGAUCGCCAUCAUUGACGACACCACCGUCGAGAUCUCUGAGCUGCCCGUCAAAACCUGGACACAGGCCUACAAGGAGAAUGUUCUGGAGGCGAUGCUGAACGGGACGGAGAAGGUUCCGGCUCUGAUCACAGACUAUAAGGAGUACCACACGGACUCCACGGUGCGCUUCGUGGUCAAGAUGACCGAGGAGAAGCUGAGGGAGGCCGAGGUCGCAGGGCUGCACAAGGUCUUCAAGCUGCAGAACCCCAUCACCUGCACCAACACCAUGGUGCUGUUUGACCACGUGGGCAGUCUGAAGAAGUACGAGACGGUGCAGGACAUCCUGCGGGACUUCUUUGAGCUGCGCAUGCGCUACUAUGUCCUGCGCAAGGACUGGAUGCUCGGCAUGCUGGGAGCAGAGAGCGCCAGGCUGUCCAACCAGGCCCGCUUCAUCCUGGAAAAGAUCAAGGGCACACUCGUCAUCGAGAAUAAACCUAAGAAGGAGCUGAUUCGCAUGCUGCAGGAAAUGGGCUACGACUCCGACCCAGUCAAGGCCUGGAAGCAGGCACAGGAGAAGGAGGAGGAAGAGAGUGUUGAGGAAGGCGAGGAGGAGAAGGAGGAAGAGGAGUCUGGUCCCGACUACAACUACCUGCUGAACAUGCCCAUGUGGUACCUCACCAAGGAGAAGAAGGACGAGCUGUGCAAGCAGAGGGAUGACAAGAUGACUGAGCUUAACACUCUGAAGAAGAAGCAGCCUACUGAUCUGUGGAAGGCAGACCUGGCUGCCUUCACUGAGGAGCUGGAGCGUGUGGAGGAACUGGAGCGCGUCGCGGCGUCGUCCGUGGUGACGCAGCCCAAAACGAAGGGCGGGAGGUCAAAGGUUGUGAAGAUGAAGCAGGAGACGAUGCCCACUCCUCAGGGUCGCCGUGUCGUCCCCCGCAUCACCAGCGGCAUGAAGGACGUCGCCGCCAAGAAGGGCAAGAAGCCCAGAUCCAAGAGCGAUGAUGUUGUGAUGAAGAUGGAGUUUGAGGAUGGAGCUGGAGCUGGAGAGAACGGUGAUGAGGAGGACGAGGCCGUGGGACUGGCAGCACGCCUCAGCAAGAAGACAAAGAAGGAGCCCAAAGAGAAAGCUGUGUCUAAGCUGGGCAAGCAGACCACGCUGCAGUUUAAGGCGUUGAAGAAAGAAAGGGAGAAGAAGAAGAACCCCUGGUCUGACGAGGAAGAUGAGGACGAAGAGCCGUCAGCGUCCGGGUCCGCCGGAGAGCCCAGCCCAGACAUCGCACCCAGAGAGAAAAUCCAAAGAGCCACUAAGACUGGUUCCAGUAAGUUUGUCUUCUCCAGCGAUGAUGAGGAUGAUGAAGAGGAUGCAGCGCGUGGUUCUGGGAAGGGUGGUAAGGGGAAGGCCGUAAUCAGCGAUGAAGAGGAUGCAGCGCGUGGUUCUGGGAAGGGCGGUAAGGGGAAGGCCGUCAUCAGCGAUGAUGAUGAUGAAGAGGACUUUGCACCUGAUCACAGUUUGGAAAAGGACAGCGAGAUGGACAGCCCCGCCCCCCCUCCCAUAAAGAAAACCGUGACCAAACCUGCAGGAAGCAAAGCUGUGUCCAAGCCCAGUGGAGUGGAGCCCUCCAAACCUCCACCCAAGGCCAAAGAGGCGGCGCCAAAAAAGCCUGCCGCUACCAAGAAGACCACUGCUGCCCCCAAGAAGAAAACCACAGACGUGAAGCAGCCUUCCAUCUUGGACGCUCUCUCCAAGCCCAAACCCGCCUCCAAAUCCACCAAGAAGGCCGCACCCACCAGCUCCAGCGACAGCGAAUCAAAGCUCUCUUCCAAAGCUGCCCCGCCUACUCAGAAGGCUGCAGCCAAUCGCAAGAGGAAACCAGUGCUGGACUCUGACUCCGAGAGCGGCUCCGAUGACCUCAUGGCCCGCAUCAAGGGCAAGAUGGGCGGCGGAAAGAAAACCAAGAAGUGGGAUGAUGAUGACGACGAGAGCUUUGCACUCCCUGCGGAGCCCGACUCCACUGUGGUCCAGAGAAGCAAACCCAGCCGGGCCAAGAAACCCACCACCUACAAGUUCGACUCCGACUCCGACUUCGGCUUUUAGUCCCAGCUUCUCCACUCUCCCUGUCCUGCGUUUCUGUUUGUUACCUUUUUAUACAUGUUUGUGUUGUCCUGUAAAUAUGCACUAUUUUGCAUGUUCUUUACCUUUACUGUUUUGAUACGUAUGAAUUUCAAUAAAACCUGAUAAUUAUUCCAU
This is a messenger RNA of Clupea harengus (Atlantic herring), 5147 nucleotides long. RefSeq names its product DNA topoisomerase II alpha (gene top2a). The record is from RefSeq and is a predicted model, not a curated record. Gene Ontology annotation, cellular component: nucleus. Gene Ontology annotation, biological process: sister chromatid segregation; DNA topological change; resolution of meiotic recombination intermediates. Lineage: Eukaryota; Metazoa; Chordata; Actinopteri; Clupeiformes; Clupeidae. Gene Ontology annotation, molecular function: DNA topoisomerase type II (double strand cut, ATP-hydrolyzing) activity; ATP binding; DNA binding.